Populus trichocarpa (black cottonwood) is the source of this 766-nucleotide messenger RNA. Its product is annotated as dirigent protein 22. The coding region runs from base 53 to 640 and encodes 195 amino acids. The transcript has a single exon. NCBI's taxonomy places the organism in Eukaryota, Viridiplantae, Streptophyta, Magnoliopsida, Malpighiales, Salicaceae. The record is from RefSeq and is a predicted model, not a curated record.
UUAUAAACCUUCUUUUCUUUCUCUGCCAAACGUUAAUUAGUUCUGAUUCACUAUGGCCAAAAUCUUCGCAAAUGCUACUAGUUCCUUCAUUUUUCUCUUCAACGUUAUUCUCUUCUCCUUGACCCUUGCUGCAGCAAAACCUGAAGGUUUCUCAAGAAACUUAUCUCCAAAAACCCUAGGCCUCAAGCGAGAGAAACUAAGCCACCUCCACUUCUACUUCCAUGACAUAGUCAGUGGAAGCAACCCCACUGCUGUUCCAGUUGCCCGAGCAGCCAUGACUAAUAAUUCUUUCUCAUCAUUUGGACUGGUCACAAUGAUGGAUGACCCUUUGACGGUGAAGCCCGAGAUCAGCUCCAAGCUUGUAGGAAGAGCACAGGGGAUUUAUGCAUCUGCAUCACAAAGUGAACUUAGUUUUUUGAUGGCAUUAAACUUUGUUUUCACGGAAGGGAAGUAUAAUGGUAGCACCCUUAGCAUUCUGGGGCGAAACAGUGUGCUUUCUGGCAUUAGAGAGAUGCCAGUUGUUGGUGGGAGUGGGCUUUUCAGGUUUGCGAGAGGCUAUGCUCAGGCAAAAACUCAUGACCUUGACUUCAAAACUGGUGAUGCUAUUGUGGAGUAUAAUGUUUAUGUCUUCCAUUAUUGAGUGGUUCUUGGGUGAUUUUCUAUUUUCAAGAAAAAAACUGCGCUGCUGUAAUUUGCUGAAUACAUCAUAUGCUCCUUGGUUGCACAGUGCUUUAUUAAUUAAUAAAUUAAGUUGUUGAAAAAUUAA